AUGCAGUUUUCGUUGGUCCGUGUGUUGUUGGCCUUCUCGGCGCUGGUGUCGGUCGCGUUGGCAUUGAAGCAUGCUGACGCGAAGGUAACGCACCAAGUGUACUUUGACAUUGAGCACGGCGACAAGUCUAUUGGCCGCGUCGUGAUGGGCCUUUAUGGUGACACCGUCCCCAAGACGGUCGAGAACUUUGUCGGUCUUGUAGAACGUGAAGAGGGUCGUGGCUACAAGGGCAGCAAGUUCCACCGUGUCAUCAAGAGCUUUAUGAUCCAGGGCGGUGACUACACCCGCGGCGAUGGCCGUGGUGGCAUGUCGAUCUGGGGCCAGAAGUUCGCUGACGAGAACUUUGAGUUACAGCACGAGGGCCCUGGUACUCUCUCGAUGGCUAAUGCUGGUCAGGACACCAAUGGCUCGCAGUUCUUCAUUACGACUGUUCAGACCCCGUGGCUGGACGGCCGUCACGUCGUGUUUGGCCGCGUGCUCAAGGGCAUGGACGUGGUGAAGUACAUCGAAGACGUCAAGACCAGCUAUGGUGAUCGCCCGACAGAGGACGUCGUGAUUUCCGACGCUGGUGUCCUGAGCGAAUCGGACUGGAAGGAUGAGCUGUGA
Malassezia pachydermatis is the source of this 606-nucleotide messenger RNA. Its product is annotated as peptidyl-prolyl cis-trans isomerase. The transcript has a single exon. NCBI's taxonomy places the organism in Eukaryota, Fungi, Basidiomycota, Malasseziomycetes, Malasseziales, Malasseziaceae. Gene Ontology annotation, molecular function: peptidyl-prolyl cis-trans isomerase activity. The record is from RefSeq and is a predicted model, not a curated record. Gene Ontology annotation, biological process: protein folding; protein peptidyl-prolyl isomerization. Gene Ontology annotation, cellular component: endoplasmic reticulum; fungal-type vacuole. Bases 1 to 606 code for a protein of 201 amino acids.